Molecule: messenger RNA, 906 nt
Organism: Pistacia vera
Lineage: Eukaryota; Viridiplantae; Streptophyta; Magnoliopsida; Sapindales; Anacardiaceae
Exons: 4
Coding region: 1-906 (301 amino acids)
Source: RefSeq, a predicted model, not a curated record
AUGGUGACAGAUAGAUUCUUCAUGGAUUCUAGGUAUGCAAAAAGUCAUAAAGGCAAGGAAGUUAUUUCCAUAAUUGUAGACAACGAAUUAUGGGAUGCAAUAUGUAUAGUUUCCAAAGUUGUGGAUCCGUUGAUGCGUAUGCUACGAAUUGUAGACUCGAAUGAGAGACCUUCCAUUGGAUAUGUGUAUGAUGGUAUGUACAGAACGAGGUUGGGGAUCAAGAAGUUGUUUAAGAAUAAGAAGAGAUUGUACAAGCCUUAUACAAACAUUAUUAAGCUGCGAUGGGAUAGGAUGUUACGCCGUGAUAUUCAUGUUACAACUUACUUUUUAAAUCCAGCUUUCCAGUAUGAUAGUGGAUUUAGCUCCAAACCGGAGGUUCAAUGUGGUUUUCUUGAUGUUGUUGAGAGUAAGGCAAGUGCGUUUAAAUUAAACAAGACUGCAUUGGUGGAGGAGAGUAGAAUAUUUCGAGACCGCGGGGGGAGCUUUUCUUGGGAACUUGCAAUUCAAACAUGCAAAACCACACAACCGGAUGAAUGGUGGAGAACAUAUGGGUAUAAUACUCCAAAUUUACAAAAGUUUGCAAUCAAAAUUCUCAGCCAGACUUCAACCUCUUUCAGGAUGAGUUACAAGAAAACUAGUUUCGAUCCUAUUGAUUAUGAGAGCAUCGACAAGACUGACUUCUGGGUGUUUGAUGACGAAGAGGAGGAUGCUAGCCUUAAUUAUGAGGAAUGGGAACAAACACUUUAUGGAGAGGGAUCUAUUCCUAUUGGUCCUGGUGAUCACCCUACCUAUUAUGAUUUUACAGAAGCUGCUGGAGAUGCUGGUUAUGCUGAUGAUGACAAUUACGAAGAUGAUCUUGAUAUAAGUAAUUUUGCUUCUGGAUCUGGUGUCCAAAGUCAACCUUGA